Iphiclides podalirius (scarce swallowtail) is the source of this 1680-nucleotide messenger RNA. The record is from the annotation of a GenBank genome assembly. NCBI's taxonomy places the organism in Eukaryota, Metazoa, Arthropoda, Insecta, Lepidoptera, Papilionidae.
AUGUCCGAUAGUAUCAAAGACUUGUGUAAGAAGUACGAAGAUAAUGUUGGCGAACCGCGCGCGAGAAGCGUCGGGCUGUCCACAAUCCCCGAAUACCCGGAGAUCGAGGCGGAGCGAGGCAUGUGGUCAACCGCGCUCGACGCGAUCUGGACGACCCUGCGUUUCUUGGCGCCGGCUACUCUCCUGACGCUUCUGUGGGGCCAGCAGGGCUUCGUACUGAGGAUACUGAAGUACAUCGACUCUGCUUUCAGAGCUCUGCUAUUUUCGAGUGAGGAGCAGAAGCAAGCCGCGAUACAAUGGCUGUCGGAAUGCGGUCCAGUCCGUGUAGAGGAGCUGGGCACGGUGUGGAGGCACGGUUGGAUCGUCUGCGGGGCUCUGGACGCCGCUCUACCCGGCGCCUGCGCGGGCCACCCACCAACAAGUCUCUCGCUGAGGCACGCCCAGACAAUCGCCGAACACUACCUCGGUGUUAAGCCGGUGUUUUCGCAUCAGGAGCUGGAAGCAAAUGAAUAUUUAAGCAAACAUCUAGAAUGGAGACUCACGCAAUAUAUUAACAGUAUUCGCCAAGCUUUAUUAAAAGUAACUGCACCCGUCACAAAGCCCAGCCCGCAACAGACAUCUCCUGAUACGAGCCAAUACAUUUUUGAUUACGUAGCGAGAGGCUCGGGAUUUGAAAAUCGUUUUAAAUCUGCGAGUUCAACUUACGGAACUGCUGGUAAACAUGAAUCAGCGGAGGGUGAUCAGAAUCCAAGAAAUUAUACCAAAAGUACAAGCCACGAAACUAUAAACUGUGAUGUAAAUAUAUUAAGAGAAUCAACACAUGAAGAUAAAAGAGAUUCUACUUUCAAUCGAAGAAUGGUUGAAAGUGCACCGUAUUACAAUGAAGAAGAAUGCAAAAUUAUAACUGUUCGGGACGAUGAAAAAGAAUCUACAUACAUAAGCUUGUCAGAUAUUGACAUAGAAAUAGUGGAAAAUAAAUCAGAAAAAUCACUAGAGUCGUCGCCGGAGAGAGAUAUUGAAAUCGCUCAGACCGAUUAUAAAUCUCGUUUCAAAAUUGCAAGGCAAUACUUUCAGUCACUCGAAGAACUUAGGGAAGUCAAAAAGCAGCAUAAAAUGAACGAAUGUGAACAAUUAUUGUACAAUAAGUCAACAGAAUCUCUAAUAGAAGACAAUCAAAGUAAACGAUUAAAGAAGAAAAUAAAAUCACACACAAUGCCAUCGUCUCAGAUUUCUGAAUUUUGGAAUCAGCUGCAAGAGCAGGAAAACGAAACAAACGAGAGUAAACCUGUCAAGAUUUCGGAAAAGUUUCACGUGGAAGAUUUGUUUACUGACGUAAUGGACGGUAGGUUUAGCAGGCAAGGUAGUUUGAGAGGUAUUCCUCACAAGAAAGCGGUGCUGGAAGCGUUCAGAUCUAUGGAAAACAUUUCCGAUAGUAAACUAAGUCCGUACGAGCUAGCCGUGUCUCAGUUUAGCGAUUUUGACAGCGAAAACAAAACGAAAAAUGCGCAGACAUAUCUAAGCGAGUACCCUUACUUGCCUACGACAGAUCCCUCCAAAUAUCAUUCCAGAUUAGAUGUAAACGCUUCAGGUUUAAUAUCAUUCAAAGAGCUCCUAAACAGAAAAGACCGGAGAAACAGUGUCCCAGAUUUAAGAUUGAACCCAUCUUUUACCGUCAACCUU